This is a messenger RNA of Ctenopharyngodon idella (grass carp), 2163 nucleotides long. RefSeq lists its product as uncharacterized. Gene Ontology annotation, cellular component: mitochondrial inner membrane. The transcript has 5 exons. Bases 127 to 930 code for a protein of 267 amino acids. The record is from RefSeq and is a predicted model, not a curated record. Lineage: Eukaryota; Metazoa; Chordata; Actinopteri; Cypriniformes; Xenocyprididae. Gene Ontology annotation, molecular function: ribosome binding. Gene Ontology annotation, biological process: protein insertion into mitochondrial inner membrane from matrix; inner mitochondrial membrane organization.
ACAUCGCGGGUUAGUUUCAUAAGGGUUCCGGAAGCGACUCUGACUGAGGACGGUAAGGCUGUAAUUUACGAGCUUUACAAUGACCAGAUCGGCAUUGCGCAAUUUCAAAAGAAAUGCGCGUCCGUGAUGCUACGAUUCACAUGUUUGGCUGCACGUCGGGAACUCGCACUCUGUUCAUGGAAGAGGAAGACUCUGUUUACUAAACUCGAGACCCAUUGCAAACCAUGGUGGUGGCAUCAGCGCGCGCGCCCCCAUGCCAGCUGCGCAGCUUCUCCAGAGCGCGCAUGGCAUCACCUGCGCAGACCGUCUGCGCCACUGGCUGGGCAGCGAUACAGACAUUAUAGUAAAGAAGCAGACAGGGACUCUAAGGACAAUGAGCAUCCUGGCAUCACAGUGGUGGGGAUCCCGGAUCCCAUCACGUGGAUCAGGAAUAAGUUCAUCUUGUUUUUAAUUGAACUGUAUUUUGGCUUGAAGUUCAGUGUGGAGUUUGACAGCGGUGUGAAACAGGCGGUGGUUCAUGUGUCGGCUAUGCUGUCCAAAGGAAAGUUUGAGGAGUUGAGAAGUGUGAUGUCCAGAGAGGCUGUUGAAAGUGUCAGGAAGAAAUGUAGAACUCUGUCAGAAGCCCAAAAAAGACACCUUGCAAUUUCCCUCGAUGACAUGAUAUUUCUGCUGCCUGAGGAUGUUUCCAUAUUCUUUGACCAAAGAGGCAGAAAGUUUGUUUACAUCACAAUGAGGCUUUGGUACCUGUCCAGCGCAGACGUACCCGAGGACCCCGAGAGCACCCGUAUCUUCAAGAUGGAUUUAACUGAAGAAGAUGGCCCUCAAAAGAAGAUCAUCACAGCUGUGUACGAGUUUUAUCGCGAGUUGACUGCUGGAGCUGAUCCAGAGUGGACGGUGACCCGGAUAUGGCACUGGAAGCAACUGGAGUAAAAAAGUGAGACCAAACAUCAUUGACUUUACCAGAGUAAAGCAAAAACCUCAUUUACACCUUAUGUUAACAUCCAUUUUGGUGGUCAGGUGAGACAAAUCAAUGUUUACACCUGUUAGUAACAUGUCUCAGAUGAACACUUAUGAUUGGAUUUCAAUGAGAGGGUCUGUUUUUAACUGUUUAAGUGUUUUAAACCCUUGUUAUAGUGCAGUAUAGUCUCUAAAUUACUGUUUAAAUGGGAUUUAGGUGAUCAGAUCGCAACCUGUCUUAGGCCCCGUUUACAAUGUCCUUUAUGUACAAAAUAAUGUGUUGGCUCAAUAACCGUGCAUUAAUUUUUUUGAGUUAUGACAACUUUGAGUGAAUUUAUGUUCAACCAACAAGCUAUAUUGAGUUAGAGAAACUUAAUUUGUAGCAUAAACACAAAUUUUUAAGUUGAUUACUCAAAAAAUUAAAUCGCUCCAACUACCAGAGUUGCAGCCCUGGAAUCAAUUAAUCUUAUCUGUUUCAGUUCAAAUCAACAGCUAACAUAACUUAUUUAACAUGUAUAUUUAAUUAACAAUUCAGAUAUUACUUGUCACUAGCAUUAGCUUAUAUGUAGUGAGUCAAUGUAGUGUUUACCUUCAUGCAUCUACUCUUCAGCACAAUAAACUUCAACAUUACAGAAACUCUUUUAAAUGUCAAACAUAACAGCAUUAAACACUAACAGGUCUUUCCCUUCACUAAAAACAAAUAAAUUAACACUUAAUUUCAACAUUUAUUCUCUUUAUCCAGUCCUAAUGCAAAGCAUGCCGGGAACUAGAAAUCCACUGCAUAAGUUAUCAAGACAAUUUCAUCAAGUUACUACUUUUUAAAAAAGCCAAUUAGCGCAGAAAUUUGAGUUUAAAUUACAGACAAUAUUAAGUUGAUGUAAUGAUUAUGUCAACAGAACUCAACAAAAUAAUGUUUGCAACUUAAAAGGUUUAAUUAAAACAAUAAAUUAGAAUUUUUAACUUGCAACCAUGCAUUUAUUUAAGUUGUGGAAACAGGUCCCCUGAAUUACUUUUUAGAGUGUACUGUAGCACUGACCACUUGUGAUCAGAUCACCUUAAUAUCAGGUGUAAAUGAGGUCAAAAAAAAAAAAAAAAAAAAAAAAAAAUCACUCGACAUCCACGAGAAACAGACUGUGUCUGAGAGGAGAAGACCUGUUCUCAUGUAGCAUCAGUUUAUUCAAUAAAAGAAGCCAUUAUAACAGUUAA